Molecule: messenger RNA, 1685 nt
Organism: Mytilus californianus (California mussel)
Lineage: Eukaryota; Metazoa; Mollusca; Bivalvia; Mytilida; Mytilidae
Product: sulfotransferase 1B1-like
Exons: 6
Coding region: 128-1024 (298 amino acids)
Biological process (GO): sulfation
Cellular component (GO): cytoplasm
Molecular function (GO): sulfotransferase activity
Source: RefSeq, a predicted model, not a curated record
ACUGCGCUCAAUUCACAUUGUUGUAUUUUUAGCCGUUGCAUACAGAUAACUAUAUUUGUACACUUGAGACAUAUUGGGUUAUGACCUUGUUUACAUUAGGAUAAAAGUUCACUCAUAACUUGAAUCCAUGAUGGACCCAAAAUCACGUGCAGACGGAGACUUACAACUGGCCAUCUAUCCUUUCAUUGAGUAUGAAGAAUCAACAUAUUUUGCAUGGCCUUGCUUGAAGGAAAAUCCCAAAAAACAGUUCCAGGACAUAAAGGAAUUUCCUUCCAGGGAUGAUGACAUUUUAAUAUGCACGGCGCCGAAAACAGGUACACAUUGGGUUCAUGAGAUUAUAUGCAUGCUAGUAGACCACACGACAGAAUAUAACAGUAGGGCCGCUACACUGAAAAUCCAUUUAGAUUUUAUGACCGACUUUCAAUUAUUGGAGGCUGAAAAUAGGCGAAGAAUUCUACAUUCACAUCUUCCUUGGAGCUUUUUGCCGUCAAAGCAUAUAGACAAAAAGGCUAAAGUCGUGUAUGUGAACAGAAAUCCUAAGGAUAGACACGUUUCUCAGUACAAUUUUUUGAAAGAGUUGAAUGGUGUUCCUCCAAAUUGGACAUGGAAGCAGUAUUAUGAAGAUGUGGUUAUCAAUGAUACAUUGUUAACUGGUUGGUUCAAUUACACGAAAGAAAUGACAAAUGCUGCAAGAAAUAACAAGAAUGUGCAUGGUGUGCUGUUUGAAGAUUUGAAAUUGCGCCCGAUUGAAACAAUCAAACAACUUGCUGAGUUCCUGGAAGUUCCCUUUGACGAUCAGUUUAUAGCAGAAGUUGCCGAUAAAAAUGUCUUUCAAAAGUUAAAAGAUCAUAAACAGGAUGCUACAGUUGCAAUAUCAAGGGAUUAUAAGUCAGUGUUGUUUAGAAAAGGGGAAAUUGGAGACUGGAAGAACUGGUUUUCGGUCUCGCAAAAUGAACAAUUUGAUGUAAUGUACAGAAAAGAAAUGGAGGGUGUUGAAGUAGACUUCACAUACGAAAUACAGUAGAUACUGUAUCGAUAUUGCAUUAAAAUUUUGUAUUAAUCAAAUAUUAAAAGACGAAUUCGACGGAGCCACAUGAACUAGAAAUUAUUUCAACAUAACAAUGUCUGAAAGUUUUAUAAAUGUACGAAUUCACCAUAAAUGCAUUCACCUAAUCACUUACAACCCUGGUUGGUAUAAUCGUUCACACACAACCACACAACAACUGAUACCCGAUCUCUAGAAGUGCAACCCUAGUUUAACAUUAUUACAUAAUUGAAUGACAAAUGUUAUUCCCGGGGACAUUGCCACUGGGGAUUAUGGUAACCUAAAAGACUGAUAGUCCACCAGCGGCGCUGUAUUUUGAUAUAAUGCUAUUCAUUCUAUUGAAAGGUAUUUCCGUCGCUUAUUGGAGUUCAUUGGGCACAUAUUUUACAUAUGAUAAAGAAGGUAUUUCAAAAAUAAGUAUGUUAGCGACUACUCAUGUUGGAAUGCCUAAAUGUGAAACGUUUAAUAGUAUAAAUUCAAAUGACUCUAUCAAUACAGCCGAAGUCGAUUAAGGUCAACUUUGCCAACGAAAGAUGCAGUCAUAGUUUUAAAAGAGUAACAAAAUAGUCCUGGAAGUAUAUACAGAUAAAAAUGUAAAAACAUUACAAAAUCUAAAUAUUAAAGUACUGAUUUUACAUGU